Molecule: messenger RNA, 375 nt
Organism: Achroia grisella
Lineage: Eukaryota; Metazoa; Arthropoda; Insecta; Lepidoptera; Pyralidae
Product: calphotin-like
Exons: 2
Coding region: 1-375 (124 amino acids)
Source: RefSeq, a predicted model, not a curated record
AUGAAAUUCUUCGCUUGUGUUCUGUUCGCCCAGGCCGUGAUCUUCCAGGCCGUCUACUCUCAAUGCAUCAGAUCCUGUGGACCACGAGUGAUUGCCCCAAUCACGAGCCCACUUCUGCCCCCCACUGUUCUGCCUGCACCAGCGAUUGUUCCCGCCAUGUCCCCAUAUACAGUCCCCGCAGUUUCCCCGUUGGCAGUCCCCGCCGUAGCCCCAGUAGCUGUCCCCAGCGUAGCUAACAGUCUUGCUGAUACACUUUCCCUGUUGACUGUUAGCAGUCUGCUCGCUGAUACCCUGCCACUGUCAUACCCCAAUGUUGUAUCAACCCUGCCUGUGGUCGGUGGCUGCGGAUGUGGCUUGGGACCUAUCUAUUAUUAA